Lobosporangium transversale is the source of this 850-nucleotide messenger RNA. RefSeq names its product ubiquitin-conjugating enzyme/RWD-like protein. The transcript is spliced from 4 exons. The coding region runs from base 175 to 711 and encodes 178 amino acids. The record is from RefSeq and is a predicted model, not a curated record. Lineage: Eukaryota; Fungi; Mortierellomycota; Mortierellomycetes; Mortierellales; Mortierellaceae.
UUUUUUGUUUCCACUCCAUUCGCUCUUCACAUACUUCGCCUUUUUCAUCAACACAUUCCUCAGCUCAUCAACCAUCGACUCUUUGACAUUUACCAUAAAUCUGCAUCUCACCUCAUCCUCCUUUUAGAGACUUUAAUAUCCAUAUAUAUUUUUUUCGGCAAGCGACUUUUCACAAUGAUUAAAAUCUGGACCAUGAAGAAAGAGAAUGCCGGGGUUGAUAAGAAGAAGCAAAAAGUCACUGCCGGUCAGAUUCGUGUGCAGAAAGAUUUGAGUGAACUGGACCUACCAAAGACAAUGAAGAUGACAUUCCCAGUUCCUGAUGAUUUGCUUAACUUUGAACUUGAAAUUUCUCCUGAUGAAGGUUUUUACGCUGGAGGAACUUUCAAGUUUUCAUUCUCUGUUAACGGAAACUAUCCUCAUGAUGCACCCAGUGUCAAGUGUUUGCAAAAGAUCUACCAUCCCAACAUUCAGGCGGACGGCAAGAUCUGUUUAAAUAUUCUUCGUGAGGAUUGGAAACCUGUCUUGACGCUAAAUUCUGUAAUGGUUGGAUUGCAAUAUCUUCUUCUGGAACCUAAUGCUGAUGAUCCGCUUAAUAAGGAGGCAGCAGAAGACUUGCGAACGAACCGUCGUAACUUUGAAACCAAUGUCGCCAAGAGUAUUCGUGGAGGUUCUGUCAACGGUAUUCAAUAUGACAAUGUCAUGACGCAUUAAAAAAAAAAAUAACCACGAUGUCAGGAUAAUUAAGAGCAACAAAGCAAGGCGAUCUCUUUAAUGUCAGGAUAUUCACAUCUGAAUAAAACCAUAUUCGUCUAUUUUGCUUCGAUUUGUCCAAGGAGAAGAAAAGCUGUUA